CAUCAGAAUGUUACUAGAUGUCAGGAUUAUGUCUGAAGUAAGAAACUUCAUAGUGCAUUUGGUUGAAAGGAAAUAUUUAUUGAAUAGUCAGCUGGUUGUCAUUGUUGAAUUACAGUUGUUUGUAUAAGUUACUUUUUAUAUAUUUAUUAUACUAUACUGUUGAUAAAAUGAACAGUUCAUCAGAUCCUAGACGGCCAGAACGAGAAGUUCGUUACAAACCCAGUGUGUCAAGCAGUCAGGCACAACCAGGCGACAAUUCAACUCCAGAUUAUAUGAAUAUAUUAGGAAUGAUCUUUAGCAUGUGUGGUUUAAUGAUGAGAUUAAAAUGGUGUGCAUGGGUUGCAUUAUAUUGUUCAUGUAUCAGUUUUGCCAAUUCUAAAGUGACUGAUGAUGCCAAACAAAUUCUUAGUAGUUUUAUGUUAUCCAUAUCAGCAGUUGUAAUGUCAUACUUACAAAAUCCGCAACCAAUGACACCACCAUGGGCAUCUGCCAUACAAUAAAGAGCUUUUUAAAUUUUAACAAUGACUUUUUCGAUUAAAAAAGUAAAAUAAAAAAGGGGUAAGAAGGAUC
Frieseomelitta varia is the source of this 570-nucleotide messenger RNA. RefSeq names its product protein Asterix. The record is from RefSeq and is a predicted model, not a curated record. NCBI's taxonomy places the organism in Eukaryota, Metazoa, Arthropoda, Insecta, Hymenoptera, Apidae. The transcript is spliced from 2 exons. Gene Ontology annotation, biological process: protein insertion into ER membrane. Gene Ontology annotation, cellular component: endoplasmic reticulum membrane. Gene Ontology annotation, molecular function: protein folding chaperone. The coding region runs from base 168 to 500 and encodes 110 amino acids.